AUGGCGCCGCCUCCUCUGGUGGGGGUUACCCCGAAGCGAGCGUCCGUGCCAGCGCCCGGAGGCCGUGCUUCUGCGGUCGGGGGCGGGGGCGGAGGCGGCGGCGGGGGCUGCGCCGGGGGCGCGGCCGGCCUGGAAUUGUCAUGCAAUUUCCGGACGUCGCCAGUGGAGGCUGUGCCGGACAGAGGGGCGGCGGCGGCGGCGGCGGUGGCGGCGGCGGCGGCGAGAGCGGCGACGGAAACGGAGGUGGAGGUUGAGGUGGGAGCAGAGGAAGGGGACGAUAAAGAAGAGAGGCAAGGAGAUAGGAAUUUUAUUAAAGUGCCUUACGGAGUUUUACCACAAAAAAUGGAAUACUUUGAACAUUGACUUGUAAUGUAUUGACUUGUAACAAGCAAUAUGAAUUCUUUGGAGGCAAAGGCACCAAACAUGCGUUUGACUACUCAAUUUUGAGAGGUCUUAACAGUCAGCUUUCUUGAAUUUUCUUGAAGACUGGAGAGAACUUUGGAGGGAAGGAAGGAUGCAGAGGCAUAUAAUAUUUAUCUGGCUGGACAGUCCCUGACAUGGAUGACUUACGAGCAGGAGUGUUCAUUAAUUGGAUUGUAAGAUAUACUAGAACAGUUUAGAAUAUUUUUUUCAUAAUGUAACAGUUUCAAUUAUUAUACUCUUAAUUAAAAUUUAAUUCCAUUUAUUACAACAUGUUUACUUUUUAACUUAUUUAUUUAGUUUUUAAAUUAAUCUUUUAAAUAUUUUAAUAUGAUGUUGCCUUACUAGAAUAAAACU
This is a messenger RNA of Gryllus bimaculatus (two-spotted cricket), 777 nucleotides long. The record is from the annotation of a GenBank genome assembly. NCBI's taxonomy places the organism in Eukaryota, Metazoa, Arthropoda, Insecta, Orthoptera, Gryllidae.